AUGGCCUACAGUCAGAAAUUCAAUCCCGAUGCACUGCCAGCACACAUAGAACCUGACAAGGCUGCGGAGUUGUUAGCCAACGCACAUAGACCUUCACCCCAAGCUCAACAACACACCCAUCAUCAUCAUCAUAAUCACGAACAAAGACCACCUCCUCCGCCCAAAUCAUCUGCGCCCGCUACUGGCAUCCCUUCUCGCAAAACCCCGCCUACCGGAACAUUGCCGCAUCCCGCGUCGCAUAGCUAUGGCAGCCGACCACCCAAUGCCGGCGCACCAACGAAUCUUCGCCCUUUAGCAGACGACCAUGCGUCGCGCUUCCAUUCUCCUCCCCCUCCAAACUAUGGACACGGUCCUCGUCCCAAUCCGAACGUACUAGGGCGUCCUCCGCAACACCCUCUACCCCCAUCAUCGCCUGCCGCCAACGGCCCUCCCCUUGCUGGGCCCACGUCCGACGACCCUCACCAACUACUGCCCCUGUUUCGCGCAGCCAAUGUAUCCAGGACAGGAGCUCUCACAGAAGCAGAGCUCGGAUCUGCAUUGGUGAACGGCGACUAUUCCGCAUUUGACCCCAACACCGUAAAAACAAUGGUCCGCAUGUUCGAUCGAAACGGCAAUGGCGUAAUUGGUUUCGACGAAUUUGUUUCUCUAUGGCGUUUUCUCGCGGCAUGGCGGGAGAUUUUUGAUCGAUUUGACGAAGACCGGAGCGGGCGCAUAAGCUUUGAUGAAUUCGAGAAGGCGCUUGUCGCGUUUGGAUACAGGCUUAGUCGUACGUUUAUUCGCGUGUUGUUUACGGCGUUUGAGAGUAAAGGGAGACGGCGGGCGGUUUCGGUGACAACUCCAUAUCCCGCCCAGCAGCCGCAGCGGGGGAUGAGCUUUGAUCUGUUUGUGCAGGCGUGCAUCAGUUUGAAGCGCAUGACGGAGGUUUUCAAACGCUAUGACGAUGACCGGGAUGGAUACAUAACGGUUAGUUUCGAGGAGUUUUUGACGGAAUUUCUGCAGUUGCAGGAAUAA
Talaromyces atroroseus is the source of this 1011-nucleotide messenger RNA. RefSeq lists its product as hypothetical. The record is from RefSeq and is a predicted model, not a curated record. Lineage: Eukaryota; Fungi; Ascomycota; Eurotiomycetes; Eurotiales; Trichocomaceae. The coding region runs from base 1 to 1011 and encodes 336 amino acids. The transcript is spliced from 4 exons. Gene Ontology annotation, molecular function: calcium ion binding.